AUGCCCGCACCAACAGGGAGUGCAGGUCACUGCACGGGCAGCGUACAGACGCCGGUGAAGCAAGAGCCGCCCAAAGCGACUUGCCGCGGGUCUCCUCUGAGCCGCGCAGGCAUGCCGCCGAGAGCACGGGCGGGCACUUCCGCACCUUCCGCUAUGUGUGCGACAGAGGACGGGCCCGAUCAGGCAAAUGACGAGCCAGCGGACGGCGCUGCUGGCGUCGACUUGGGAGUGAUCUCCCAGCUCCUCAUCCGCGUGCUGAAUGGCGCUGCGGGGCCGGCCCUCAAGACUGGUGGAAACCCUGGAGCAGCAGCAGAGUUGCUGGUAGUCCUGCAGAAGCUUCAAACAUCGCCGAUGGCAGGCAUUGCGACCACGGAGGCGAAGAGGGCGGCACCUGCACCGCCCGCUGAUGGGAAGGGCGCCGCACGCGGGAAACAUGCCGUCGACCGUGUGGGAGAGAAGGUCGCAGCUGGGGCGACCCAUACUGGCGCGGAUCAUCUCUAUCCGACACGCCGUUCAACGCCACUUGCGGGGGUGGAUGACGUUCCUGGCCCCGGUGUGUACGCCAAGCUGGCACUGAAGCUAUUGCUACGCAGGUGUCGGGCGCGUGGAGUGACCUACUUCCCCAACUUCAGCAGUCGCUGUUACGCUUUGAAGACAGAUCUGAGGAGGGACUACGACGUGUGCUACCAGGACGUCGUGGUGAUGAUGGAGGACAAGAACUACAGCUUGCGGGUCAACAAGGUGUGGGCGAAGUUUAGGACUGACUCGUCCGCGAUUGCGAGGCGCACGUUGAUCGAUGGCCUCGAGAUAAAAGUGGAUGCAACCGGUUACUUCAAAAUCGAGUUACCGGUGAAGGUGAAGGAGGAGCUGUAUGACCGUUACGCGCCCUAUAAGUGCUUGCACCAUACCUCCAACACGGCCCUGGGGUGCUGGAUACUGGAGAACGUUGGGCAGGAUGUACCCAACUGGAGCCAUGAGCCGAAGGAUCGUCGUCCGUUCACGAGCGAGAUCUUCUAUGAGGCAUGUGUGGCGGCGUAUCCGGAGUGGGAGAUGGAGGGGAUCAUGCUGGACUAUGGCCUGGCCAACCACGAGACAGAGGCCAUGUGCUUCUCAGGGGGGCCCGUGGAGCAUGAGAAAAGAAUGAAGGAUGCUGCGAAGCUGGUGUGGAAGGUCGUCAAGAAAUGGCUGGGGAUUAGCCAGGGGGUGUGGUAUGACGAGGAGGUGGGGGCGCUUCAGUGGGGGGACUAUGGGCUGUAUGUGAACAGCAGUGGGUUCACCGAGUUUAUCCCUAACAAUGUGGACUCGCUUGUUGUGAGAGAUUCCCUCUGGCUGGAAGCAUGA
This is a messenger RNA of Closterium sp. Naga37s-1, 1341 nucleotides long. The record is from the annotation of a GenBank genome assembly. Lineage: Eukaryota; Viridiplantae; Streptophyta; Zygnematophyceae; Desmidiales; Closteriaceae.